AGCUUAAAAUCGUUCGGCCCCUGUGUCAUUUCGACUUGAUCCGGAAUAUAUUACGUUCUAAAAUUUAUGCGACUGUGUGAAUUUUGAUAAAUAUAUUUGUCAUUAUUUGACGGCUUGCCUCUGGGAAAACAGUUUAACUCUGUGAUGCCGCUGUUCAACAAAAAGUUCGAGUCAAAGCCCAUACCGGCGCGUCAGAGUCGCUGCAACAUUGGGAUUCCUGCUAUUGCCGAGGAUCUUGAUGAUUUCCGCCAGAUUUCGCUGAAUCUGGGCCACAAGGAGCUGCGCUUUGCCGAUGGCAUCUGGAUGCACUCGUCGCGCAAGGGCGAUGUGGACGAAAUGCUGCGGCUGAAAAAGAAGUUCCGUGUCCUCGAAGAGGAGAACAAUAUGUCAAAUUUGAAGAUGGAAUGUAUGCUGGAUCUGCUGGCGGAACAGGCAUCGGAAUUAAAAGAGCUAAAGCCACAGGAAAAGAAUAAAUUUGAAAAUUUAAAGAAAUAA
Messenger RNA from Drosophila guanche, 495 nucleotides. It is a transcript of the gene Cby, whose product is annotated as protein chibby homolog 1. Lineage: Eukaryota; Metazoa; Arthropoda; Insecta; Diptera; Drosophilidae. The record is from RefSeq and is a predicted model, not a curated record. The transcript has 2 exons. Bases 145 to 495 code for a protein of 116 amino acids.